GGCUGUUGUCAUUUUGUAAGACAACCCCCCCCCAAAACCAUUACUGCACAGUUCUGUCCAAGCAGCCCACGUAUACGCAGAAAAGCUAGGCUAUCACGGUGGAAAAUGCCUCUCGCCAAAGACCUCCUCCACCCUUGUAUGGACCACGAGAGAAGACAGCAUAAAAAGAAAAGGCUCGUUCAGAGCCCGAACUCCUACUUUAUGGACGUGAAGUGCCCAGGCUGCUACAAGAUCACCACUGUGUUCAGCCAUGCACAGACAGUGGUACUCUGUGUGGGAUGCUCAACGGUGUUGUGCCAGCCAAAAGGUGGAAAGGCCAGACUGACAGAGGGUUGUUCUUUCAGGAGAAAGCAACAUUAAAAAGGGAUUAUCCACUUAAUCAUGACUGUAAUAAAGCUGUGCUGUUGAUAAACACCUUAUUUUUCCAUUGAUUACAAUGUUGUUGUUCAUUCACUAAUGACAGGUUCUGUCACUGUACAAAUGUUCAACUUUUAUGACAAAUUUCUAGAAAAUUACUAGCAAUUUUUUUAACAUGUAAAAUACUAAAAGUAAAAUCUUACUAAAAUCAAUAAAGCAAGUCAUUAUAAAA
Molecule: messenger RNA, 589 nt
Organism: Xiphias gladius (swordfish)
Lineage: Eukaryota; Metazoa; Chordata; Actinopteri; Istiophoriformes; Xiphiidae
Gene: rps27l
Product: ribosomal protein S27 like
Exons: 4
Coding region: 106-360 (84 amino acids)
Biological process (GO): translation; ribosomal small subunit assembly
Cellular component (GO): cytosolic small ribosomal subunit; ribosome
Molecular function (GO): structural constituent of ribosome; RNA binding
Source: RefSeq, a predicted model, not a curated record